Molecule: messenger RNA, 1492 nt
Organism: Ylistrum balloti
Lineage: Eukaryota; Metazoa; Mollusca; Bivalvia; Pectinida; Pectinidae
Product: divergent protein kinase domain 1B-like
Exons: 6
Coding region: 68-1429 (453 amino acids)
Source: RefSeq, a predicted model, not a curated record
AACCAGCUCGUCAUUAGUAUGACGGACGUGUCAAUGCAUCCAUGUUUUUCAUAACUAUUGCAAAAGAAUGAGGAUUUCGCUGAGGCCUGCAUGUCUCCGGAGGACUUCACGUUUGAUCAAUGCUGGCUGUAGAUUAUCAGACUGGUGGCAGCGGAUAUCCUAUUAUUUAAGCAAAUUGCUGGCGGCAGCAGUGUGGGUCUGUGAGCGAGACCUGUGGAAACUGUUGGUCGGGUUUUUCUUCCUCGUCUUACUAUUUGUGUUGAGUUUAUGGUAUCUACUGAAGGAUCCUUGUGAGACCACUGCUGCUACACAACACUUGUGUGAAGAGUACGAGCGCGGGUAUGUCUCGGGUACCCUUUGCUAUGACUUGUGUAUAUCCAGAACAUUUGUGUUGCCCAGAUGUCUUUCAAUGUCAGGUGAUAUCAUGACAUUCCAUUCCAAAAAAUCUGUUGCUAAGUUCAAAGUACCACCGCGUGAUGGCGCUACCAUGGAGAAUGAUAAGUUUAACAUUCCAUUCCAUUUGCAUGCCCAAGAAGGCCGAUUAACUAAUGAGGAUUUCCAUCACCUCCUGGAACGCUUCAUUAUAUCCAGACUGGGCCCCGUAGAUGUGACUGAACUGAUCGAACGCAUCUACAACUUUGCCGAUGCCAGUCAUGAUGGCAAGCUUAACUUUGGUGAAGCAAACUCCAUCUGGGAACUUAUUCAUAUCCAUGAGUUCUUCAUUCUCUUUCUGUUCCAAGGCGAUGCAACAUUCCCAGUUAUAAAUGCAACAUGUGGUUCCCUCUACACGUACGAUAAAGCCUUCAUUCCAGCCUUAUAUGAUAAAAAGAAUAAAGGCUUUCUUGACAGGAUAUUUUCUAACACCUACCGCUGGAGUCUACCUAGGUGGGACAAGAGAGUCAAUGUAGCCGUGGGCUUGUUAGAAAAUGUAGCCUCUUUAUCAGAACGAGGAAAUGCUCAAUUUCACAUGUGCAAUGUGAAUCCAACCAAGUACGGCUACACUGAAAAAUUUGAGGCAAAGUUGACCUACUUUGAGGACAUUGUAUCCCAGAACCAGUUUGAACUGGAGGUCAAGGGUCAGCCAUGCUUCAGAGACCGGGACUGUUUCCAUGGCGAUUGUGUGAUGGAGUGUGAUACAACAACAGGGACAUGUACAGGUGUCCUGAAACAGCCAACACUGGUACAAAUGUGUAAGAUUAUAGAGGAGUACCUUGUUUUUGAUGCACCAUCAGAGGUCAAGGCUGCUCUGAAAGUAUUGCUUUCCAAGUGUAAGGCUUUGACCAGCUCCCAGGAGAAGGCCCAAGACCCAACAUAUGCUGUGCAAUACAACCUUCUGCUGGAUGAACUAUCAAAAUUCCUUUGGGACCAAAUCAAAAGCAAGCCUGUCAGCUGGCUUGACCUACCUAAAAAAAAGGCAGCACCUAGCUAGGUUAAAACUAUGAAUUAGUCAUUGGCCAUAAUUGAUAUAAAAUGUAUCUGUCCUUGUUUUAUA